GCGGACAGAGUCACGGUUGCGGAGUUCACACCUGCGAAGAUGCAAGUCGCUAUGUUGGGGAGUUCAAGUGGGGCGUCAAGCAUGGUCUUGGUCAUUACCACUUCAGGAACGGUGACGUAUACGCAGGAGAAUACUUUGCUGACAAGAUGCAUGGAUUCGGGGUCUAUGGGUUUGCAAAUGGUCACCGGUAUGAAGGAGCUUGGCAUGAAGGUAGGCGGCAAGGGCUGGGCAUGUAUACAUUCAGAAAUGGAGAAACACAGUCGGGCCAUUGGCAAAAUGGGAUCCUCGACAUUCCAAGCACACAAAAUACAACUUUUCCCAUAUCUCCUGUUGCAGUCAACCAUUCCAAAGUGCUUAAUGCAGUCCAGGAGGCACGGAGAGCAGCCGAGAAGGCUUAUGACGUAGACAAGGUUGAUGAGAGAGUUAACAGAGCCGUUGCAGCUGCCAAUACAGCUGCCAAUGCUGCAAGAGUGGCGGCCUUCAAAGCUGCCCAAAAACAAUCUAAAAACAUGGACAAUUUUCCGAUUCCUGUUGUGUGAACCAAUUCUACUAGUAGUACACAGGCGAAGGAAAGUCGACAAGCAUAUUACUCAAGAGACCGUGUUGGGGAAAUCAAUGCAAAAAAAACCCUGGUUAGCUGGUUCGUUCAAAAGAGAUGAAUAUGAUGUCAAGCUCACGGCUCAACUCAUAUAUUGAUUUCCUUUCCAAGGCGUGGCAGAGACAUAUGCUAUAUAUAGCGUGAGAUCGUGGAUUGUGAAUCAUGAUUCUGACAGACAACUAAGUUGUUUUAUGUGUGCCAUAAAUCCAGUAAUUAAACAACAAAAUUCGAAUGAAGGUAUAUUUGAAAUGCCUUAUAAUCCGACAACAUGGCUUGAGGAAGUGGUGACGUUGAGUCAUAGGCCUUGCGGGUUCAUCGUUCUUAGGUAGUACUAGCAGCUGAGGUUGUGACCGUGAGUUUAUUUUACAUUCUUUAUUAGGAGAA
Messenger RNA from Camelina sativa (false flax), 982 nucleotides. RefSeq lists its product as uncharacterized. NCBI's taxonomy places the organism in Eukaryota, Viridiplantae, Streptophyta, Magnoliopsida, Brassicales, Brassicaceae. The record is from RefSeq and is a predicted model, not a curated record.